GUUAUAUUCGCUCGUCUCCGGUUCCUUUUUCCGCAGUUGUCUUCAGUUCGAAUUAGAUUAGGGUUUUCCACUGUGUUCCUGAUGGAGUGAUUUCCGCUCCAUAGUUUCAUUUCUAUGCGCGCCAGCAUCCUUUUGAGUCUUUGAUCGAAGGGCGAGCUUUCCGAGCGAUGAUUUCACGGUCUGUGCUAACGCAAGAGAAUUCUGAUCACAGAUUUUUCGAUUGGCUUCUUGAGUGCCAUGGCGUCUGGCAUAAUGCGGGUUCCGUUAUAGCCUCAUUUGUUUUCGUCUUGUACUUGGCUUUUCAAGCCAAGCAGAGCUUUGUAAAGCUCUCGCAUGGCCGCUCUUAUGUUAUUAUAUCGUAUUACGUAUGCCUUUGGCUUGCCAGCGUGCUCAAUCUUUUUUGGUGUUUUUUUCAGGCAUGGGAAUGCACUCCUCGGAAACAAAUGGCAUGGAACUUGUUGUCCUUGUUUACUACUUCUGCUAUGCUAUUCCUGGAAGUAAGCUUGCUGGCCUUUUUACUUCAGGGAAAUAAUGUAAGUGGCUUAGAAGCAUUGACACGGACUUUUGGUAUCUCCGGUGUUAUUGUUGGUCUGGAUAUAGUGUUAAAGGCUGUUUAUCUAUUUGGAUUUGGGAUUCCUUUAUUCAUCGACAGUAAUGAUCAAAUCCGUCCUGUGAAAUGGAACUUGUGGGUCGUCCAUAAGGUUUUGCUCACUACUGUAUAUGCCUUCAUAUUAUUCAUGUAUCAUUCCAGAUGGAGGGAAAGGUUACCAGCGAGACCUGCAUUUUACAAGUAUGUGACCGUCAUGUUCAUCUUGAAUGCAAUUUCACUGUUUGCUUGUGGCCUGACUGGAACUGGUGCCGAUUUUGGUUUCUGGUUGUACGAGGCCACUGUUGUCUGUUACCACGCCUUUUAUCUUCCUCUUCUGUAUAUAACAUUCCUAGCAGACUUUUUCCAGGAGGAUGAUUUACAUUUGGAGAAUUCGUAUUACUCUGAGAUGAAAGAUGCUGGUUUCUCGAAUUCAGAUUGGGAAUGAUGUAUUAUCAACUAUUUUGAAUUAAUGCCGCACCAAUGUUAAUAGCAAGACAUCAUGUACAUAAUAGUGAAUAGGCAGUGAGACAUCAGAUUUUGAGAUUUCAAGUUUUCAGCUUUUCGUCAGCAUGUCAGUUGUUGUUGGGUGUCAUGUGUCAACUGACUGCCCUUCUCUGAGACCACGGCCUUGAGGGAAAAUGACGGAUGUAUCUUGUUGGCUGCCAUUCAUUAUCAUAUUACUCGUUGGCUCGAGGCUUGUUCCCUUUCGAGCUCUUU
Messenger RNA from Neltuma alba, 1306 nucleotides. RefSeq names its product transmembrane protein adipocyte-associated 1. Gene Ontology annotation, molecular function: G protein-coupled receptor activity. The record is from RefSeq and is a predicted model, not a curated record. Gene Ontology annotation, cellular component: plasma membrane. Gene Ontology annotation, biological process: G protein-coupled receptor signaling pathway. The coding region runs from base 168 to 1034 and encodes 288 amino acids. NCBI's taxonomy places the organism in Eukaryota, Viridiplantae, Streptophyta, Magnoliopsida, Fabales, Fabaceae. The transcript is spliced from 6 exons.